AUGACAGUAGCACGACCUCGGGGUCCAAUUGUCAACCUCACACCGGCAUUAUUGCCAAGUCAAAAGGUCCUAACUGGCCGAACCAUUGACCUUGAGAAACUCGAGUUGAAACAUGCAAAAGACCUGUUCAAUCUAGUAGGAGCAACUGAUGCCAUGAAGACUUCGUUUUGGGACUACAUGCCCGAUGGACCCUACACAAAACUGGAUGAGUUCGAGCAAAAAAUCACUGCGGCAUCAGCAUCCCCGGAUAUGUUUUUCUUCGCCGUCAUUGAUAAGCGCAACUCAAAGCCGACCUUCAGAAAGCCAAUUGGAUAUCUGACUCUGAUGCGCAUCACUCCAGAGCAUUUCACUGUGGAAAUCGGCCAUGUGAUGUUCUCGUCGUCACUUCAACGCACCACUGGUGCCACUGAGGCUAUCUUUCUGUUGGCGCGCCAUGCUUUUGAAGAUUUGAAAUUUCGGCGGCUCGAGUGGAAGUGUGACUCGCUCAAUGCGCCGUCGCGGAAUGCGGCUUCGCGACUGGGAUUCACGUUUGAAGGCAUUUUCAAACAUCAUAUGGUUAUUAAGGGGCGGAGUAGAGAUACCGCUUGGUUUGCUAUGCUGCGGGAUGAGUGGGACAAGGGUUUAAAAGGUGUAAUGGAGCAGUGGCUUGAUGAGGGGAAUUUCAAGGAGGAUGGCAGCCAAAAGAAGGAUCUCAAGGAUUUUAAGGCCAAGUGCAAGCACAAAUAA
Penicillium waksmanii is the source of this 726-nucleotide messenger RNA. Its product is annotated as GNAT family N-acetyltransferase. The record is from RefSeq and is a predicted model, not a curated record. Lineage: Eukaryota; Fungi; Ascomycota; Eurotiomycetes; Eurotiales; Aspergillaceae. Bases 1 to 726 code for a protein of 241 amino acids. The transcript has a single exon. Gene Ontology annotation, molecular function: protein N-terminal-serine acetyltransferase activity; protein-N-terminal-alanine acetyltransferase activity.